Messenger RNA from Oncorhynchus gorbuscha (pink salmon), 8947 nucleotides. Its product is annotated as neuron navigator 1-like. Lineage: Eukaryota; Metazoa; Chordata; Actinopteri; Salmoniformes; Salmonidae. The transcript is spliced from 32 exons. Gene Ontology annotation, molecular function: ATP binding; ATP hydrolysis activity. The record is from RefSeq and is a predicted model, not a curated record. Bases 637 to 6573 code for a protein of 1978 amino acids. Gene Ontology annotation, cellular component: axon initial segment; microtubule cytoskeleton. Gene Ontology annotation, biological process: neurogenesis; microtubule bundle formation; neuron migration.
UCUCUGUGUGAUUACUCCACUCCUGUCUGGUUCUAGGUCUCUGUGUGAUUACUCCACUCCUGUCUGGUUCUAGGUCUCUGUGUGAUUACUCCACUCCUGUCUGGUUCUAGGUCUCUGUGUGAUUACUCCACUCCUGUCUGGUUCUAGGUCUCUGUGUGAUUACUCCACUCCUGUCUGGUUCUAGGUCUCUGUGUGAUUACUCCACUCCUGUCUGGUUCUAGGUCUCUGUGUGAUUACUCCACUCCUGUCUGGUUCUAGGUCUCUGUGUGAUUACUCCACUCCUGUCUGGUUCUAGGUCUCUGUGUGAUUACUCCACUCCUGUCUGGUUCUAGGUCUCUGUGUGAUUACUCCACUCCUGUCUGGUUCUAGGUCUCUGUGUGAUUACUCCACUCCUGUCUGGUUCUAGGUCUCGUUGUGAUUACUCCACUCCUGUCUGGUUCUAGGUCUCUGUGUGAUUACUCCACUCCUGUCUGGUUCUAGGUCUCGUUGUGAUUACUCCACUCCUGUCUGGUUCUAGGUCUCUGUGUGUCCUAACAGGAGACAUCUUGUUAAUCUAACAUCUUGGUGUGUGGUGUGCUCUGUAGAUAUGGGCUGCAUUCUACUGGAUGUCAUCUGUGGCAAGAUUCAGAGAAAACCAUGAGCAGCGGUGUGAACAUCAAGACCAUAUCCCAGGCCCAACCAAGCUCAGGUCUGGUCUCUGGUAUCCCCCUUCCCCAGAGGAUAACCCCCCUCUCCAAACUGGACCCCAAACAUCAGGGGGGCAGCGCCCUAUCUAACUCCACAGCACAGUUUCAACUCAGCACCAAAAUGCAUCCCUCCUACUCUUCAUCAUCUUCAUCCUUUUCAAAUGAACUGCUGAGUAGUGCAGCUUUGAGGGGUGGUAUCUGUCCCACUGGCUCCUCCUCCAGAGUCUCCUAUGCCCCAGAGAGAGGCACCAUCAGCCGGUCAGCCUACAGCAGCCCCCAGGUCCCCAAGAGACAGACACCACCACCACGCUCCAAGGACACCCUGGACCUCCGCAGCAGCAAUGCUUUAUCCCAGAAGGCUUUUCGAGAACUUCACACCAGGAGAAAUGCCAAUGGGAACUGGGCCUCAGGCGGGGUUCGCCACAGCCGUCUGGACGAUAAUGGAGAUGCGCAGGAUGCCCUGUCGAAGCUCUCUGGUGGUGAUCUCCACUCAGGCCAAAGCAGGCUCUCCAACACUAAAACAGGGAACGGGAAUCUGAUCAGCGCUGUGUUGAUGACCACCCGUCAGGAGCAGAGGGAGCCGAGGAACCUCUCCUGCCAUGGCAUGAUCGCUCCUAAAAAAGACAUGUCCAACAACAAACAUAGAGCGUCCCAUCUGAGCCAGAGUGGUGGUGGUGGUACCAGGCAGACAGUCAGUGUGCCACGCAGAGGGAGUGAGCCAGCCCGUAGUAACAUGGCCACUGUGGCACCUUUCAGGUUCAGGUUGAAUGUCCAGGAUGAUGAUGCCUCUUCUCUGGAGGACCUGAGUGACUGCUCCUCUGACUCCAUGGAGGUGUGCUGUGAUGACCUGGACCCAGAGUCUCAGAGGAAACGUACGGUGCAGAACGUCCUUGACCUCAGACAGAACCUGGAAGAUACCAUGUCCAGUCUACGGGGAGCCCAACUCAACCAUGGCUGUCUGGACAGCAGUACUGUUUGCUACGACAGUGACGAGACGAACGGCCGCAGCAUGUCCAGUCAGUCCAACCGCUCCUCUCCUCUCUCCUGGCGCCAUGGCCAAUCCAGCCCCCGGAUGCAGGCUGGAGACGCUCCUUCUUCCACGGGCAGCGGUGGGUACCAGGGGGGCAAGGCCGGGUCCCAGUACACGGCCCACACAAUGCCCGCCCGAGUCUCCAGCCGUUUCAGCCACUCCUCCCGAAUGGAGCUCAUCGAAGGGCUGGAUGUGGAUGAUGCGGACCUCAAGUCUGGUUACCUGAGCGACACCGACCUGCUGGGCAAGAGCAUGCCAGAGGAUGACGAUGACAACCUGGCCAAUGGCUGGGAAGAGAGCAGCUCCAUCAGCAGUGGGCUCAGUGAUGGCUCUGUAGACAACCUCAGCUCCGAGGAGUUCAACGCCAGCUCCUCCCUCAACUCUCUGCCCACCACACCCCUCGGAUCCAGACGCAAUUCCUCUGUCAUGCUCCGCACCGAUGCUGAGAAGCGCUCCCUGGUGGAAAGUGGCCUGUCCUGGUACAGUGAGGAUGCCAAGGCCGCACGCAAGAUGGACGGGGGCAGCUACGAAACUGGGAGCCUCAAGACCGAGACCCCCAGCAAGUGGAGGAAGUCCUCGAGACCCAUGGAGGGUGCUAGUGAGGAUGCAGGGGUCAAAGGGGAACUGAGGAAGCCCCAGAUCCUGGGACAGCCAGGGAACUUUAAUAAGAAGGGGCGCCACCCUCCUGUGGGCGUGACCUCACCCAUUACCCACACCUCUCAGAGCGUGCUCAAAGUGGCAGCACCAAAGAGUGACCACAGGGCGGUGGACAAGACAAAGAUGUCUGUGAAGGCUGCUGGGCUGCAGCGAUCUCGUUCUGACGCCGGGAGGGAUCAUCUUCCGCAGCACCGGGAACUCCGCAAGCCCCCAUCCGGCCUGGUCAAGCCCUCUGCCGGGGCCUCGUUCGGCUACAAGAGGCUCCCGACCACCAGCACCGCCACCGUAAUGACAGCAGGGGGCAGUACCAUCUCUAGUGGCUCUGCCACCUUGGGCAAGAUGCCCAAGUCUUCUGGCAUCCCAGUGAAGCCUCUGGGAGUUGGAGGAGGAGGAAGAGGGGGACGUAAGAAUAGCUUUGACGCCACCGGCAGUGAGGAGGGGGGCUUCCUGGGGCCCAGCGCCCGUAACAGCCUCCAGUACCGCAGCCUGCCACGCCCCGCCAAGUCCAGCACCCUCAGCCUGAUCGGCCGCCCAGGGUCGGCCCGGCCCGCCAGCAGCAGCAUGGACCCCGGCCUGCUCAGCCUGAAGCCUGUCUCCAUGGCCUGCCCCAGCCCUAGGGGGAAAGAGACUGGCAGUGGAAGCACUAAGGGGGCCAGUCGAGGAGGGAGCACAGGCCCUGUCAACCAGACAGACCGGGAGAAGGAGAAGGAGAGGGCUAAGGCCAAGGCAGUGGCGUCUGAUAUGGGCUCCCUGUGUGGCUCUCUGAAGAUUGCAGACUGUCAGGGUGAUUCUACUGGGGAGGCUAGCGCCAAACUGCAUGGGCUGCGUAGGGCCAGCAGCAGCAAAUACCCUGAGCUCUCAUCACCCACCACUCAGAGGAUGCUGAGCUGCAAAUCUCUGGGUCGGCCUCCCAGCCUGGCACACAUGGACAAGGUCAACUCCAACAGCCUGGACUCGUGCGUGACCAUUCAGGACCUCCCUCCUAAAGUGCCCCCCUACUCCAAGCUCCAGGACCUGGCUGGGUCCGUGCCACGCAGCACCAUCCCCCGGGGCCUCACCCCCAGCCCAGCACCCAUCCUGCACCUCGACUCCCCCAGCUGCUACCCCAGCCAGACCCUGUCCAUGGGCGGCUCUCCGCUGCUCUACCCCAAACUGUCUGGCCUACACCGCAGCAUGGAGUCACUUCCCCUCACCAUGAGUGUUCCUCCCAGUGGAGGAUAUAUCCGGGCAGAGUCCAGAGACAGGGACAGGGACAGCUACAGAGACAGGGAGGAGACGAGGAGCACGGGGACCUGGGGUGCUGGGAGCAGGACCUCCCUCAAUCUCCCAGACAGUUUGCAAACAGACAGGAACACCUUACCCAAGAAAGGAUUAGGGUAUGUCAAUCGCUACAGCUCUGGUCUGUCAGAGGAUCAGUCGGAGGGGAAGGAGAGGCGUCACUCUCACACCGCAGUGAGCCUGAUGGAAAGCGAAAGCCCCCCUCAGCUGCCAUCGCCCACCCACAUUCCCCACCUCUCCUCUGGCAAGGCUGUCCUCACUAACGUGGUUGCCCCCAUACCGAGCGGUGCCCCCAGGAUAACCCGCUCCAACAGUAUCCCCACCAACGACAUGGCCUUCGACCUGUAUGGCACCUCUCCACUGGGCAGCACCAUGUCACUGGCCGACCGGCCAAAGAGCAUGAUGCGCUCUGGAUCCUUCCGCGAGCCUGGGGAUGACUGUGAGACAGCUAGCACAUUCCAUGGCUCUGUCCUCUCCUUGGCAUCAAACACUUCAUCCAACUAUUCCUCGACCGAGGAGCGGAUACAAGGAGAGCAAAUCCGCAAGCUGAGACGUGAGCUGGAGAACUCCCAGGAAAAAGUGGCCAACCUGACUACCCAGCUGUCUGCCAACCUAGGACAGGCUAAUUUGGUAGCAGCGUUCGAGCAGAGCCUGCAACUGAUGACGUCACGUCUACAGACCUUGUCGGUCAGCCAGGAGCAGAAGGUACCGGACUCUGAGCUGACUGAUCUGAAGGAGACCAUAGAGAUUCUAAAGACGAAGAACACAGAGGCCCAAGAUAUCAUCCAUGUGGCCCUCAGCAACCCUGAAAUCCCUCCUGAAGAGCUUCAGAUGAAGAGGCAGAACUCGUCCGAGAGCAUCUCCAGCCUGAACAGUAUCACCAGCCACUCCAGCUUGAGCAGUCUGAAGGAGCAGGAGGCCAAGAAGAAGAAGAAGAGCUGGCUGAGAAGUUCCUUCAACAAGGCGUUCAGUAAGAAGGGUUCAAAGCUCUCUGCUUCGUACGCUGACAUCGAGGAGAUCGCCACUCCAGAUUCCUCUGCUCCCUCCUCUCCUAAGAUCACCAUCCACCACGGGGACAGGGAUGGGGACGGGGACAACCCUCCCUCCGUGAUGAGGUCCUCUGUCUCUGCAUCCUCCUCUGGGCUGUGUGAAGGAGGCGAGGAUCCCCCGCAGGAUGAGAAGGUUGUGUCUACGUUGCGCUCGGCCCUCUGGGAGAAGGAGAGGAAGCUGACCGACAUCCGCCUGGAAGCCCUUAGCUCCGCCCACCAGCUGGAGCAACUGCAGGAGGCCAUGAACAACAUGCAGAUGACAGUGGAGAACCUGAAGGCAGAGAAUGACCAGUUGAAGACAGGCGGUCCCUCAACCUCCACCUCCCAGUCCUCCAGCUUGGCAUCACUGGGCACUGCCUCGCCACGUCAAUCUGUUGCCAUAUCUCUGACCAAGACCUUAAGCAUGAGCCUGGGAGAGGGCAGCUCCCCUGACCUGUUCCAGACAGAAGCCGCCAGUCUCCCCUCUCACAGAGAUGACCCACGCGUCAGAGUGGUGGUUCGUGUGGCCAACCUGCGCAUCUUCAAAGAUGAGGUGAAACAGCAGGACUUCUUCAUCGGUACUGUGAGGGUUAACGGCAGAAUGGACUGGCCUAUGUUGGAUUCGGCUGUCGGACAGGCUUUUAAGGUGUACAUAGCCAAGGUGGACCCCACCUCCAGUCUGGGCCUGUCUACAGACUCCAUCUACAGCUACAGUAUGAACCACAUCAGGAGGGUGCUGGGAGGAGAGUUGCCAGAGAGCCAACCCUCACACUGUGUAUCCAAGGGGCCCAGCGGCGUCACUGUUACACUCAAAGGUCUGAAGGAAAAGUGUGUGGACAGCCUGGUGUUUGAGACGCUCAUCCCCAAGCCCAUGAGCCAGCACUACAUCAGCCUGCUGCUGAAGCACCGCCGCCUCAUCCUGUCUGGGCCCAGCGGCACCGGCAAGACCUACCUCACUUCCCACCUGGCAGAGUACCUGGUGGACCGCAGCGGCCGAGACCUCACCGACGGCAUCGUGGUCACCUUCAACAUGCACCGCCAGUCAUGCAAGGAUCUCCAACUCUACCUGUCCAACCUGGCCAAUCAGAUCGAUCGGGAAACCAGCACAGCUGAAAUCCCAUUGGUGGUUAUCCUGGAUGAUAUACAUGAUGCCACGUCCAUCAGUGAGCUUGUCAAUGGGGCCCUCACCUGCAAAUACCACAAAUGUCCUUACAUCAUUGGAACUACCAACCAGCCAGUGAAGAUGACCCCGAACCACGGCCUGCACCUCAGCUUCAGGAUGGUGACCUUCUCCAAUAACGUGGAGCCAGCCAAUGGCUUCCUGGUGCGUUACCUGCAUAGGAAGUUGAUGGAGGCGGAGGACGAGAGGAGCCUGGCCAACGAGGACCUCCUCAGGGUGCUGGACUGGGUACCCAAGCUGUGGUACCACCUGCACACCUUCCUGGAGAAACACAGCACCUCUGACUUCCUCAUCGGCCCGUGCUUCUUCCUGUCCUGUCCUGUGACUGUGGAGGAGUUCCGCUCCUGGUUCAUUGACCUGUGGAACCUCUCCAUUAUCCCCUACCUGCAGGAAGGAGCCAAGGAUGGCAUUAAGGUGCAUGGUCAGAAGGCAGUGUGGGAGGACCCAGUGGAGUGGGUAAGGGGCACCCUACCCUGGCCCUCAGCCCAACAAGACCAGGCCAAGCUGUUCCACCUGCCUCCCCCCAGCAUGACCUCUGGAGGCCCCGGCCAGCUGAGCGAGGCCUCAGCCAGGCCUCUUAAUAAGGAAACCCCACCCAGCUCCAUGGACACCCUGGACCCUCUGAUGGCGAUGUUAUUGAAGUUGCAAGAGGCAGCCAACUACAUUGAAUCUCCAGACAGAGAAACAAUGGACCCCAGCCUCCCUACACUUUGAACAUCAACUUCAUCUGUAGACUCAAAACCUAGUACUUCAAAUAGCCCUACUUCUUUCCCCUAUGUGAACUUCAGUGUAUAAAAUUCAGGAACAAAAACUUUCCAAUAUAGUUUUCUGCUAAUUUUCUAACUUAUCUUGAACCUUAGCAAAAAACAAUCAUCCUCCGUAUGGUUGGUUGAUUGAGAAGCUGUUUUGUUAUGUUGUUUUGAAACUUUGUUCAAUCAUGCCAAGUCAUUCCAAAAGACAUAUAGCGAUGUUUAGAUUUUCUAUUUCUGUCGAUUUUUCUUGAGGUUAUAUUCACACUAUAAAGUGUCUUUCUCUUCACAGAAGACGUAUCUCUAUCACUUCUGCCCUCAAUAGAAACAGGUGCUAAUUAUCUAGAUAAUAAGUAUUACUCUUUAGAAAUUCAUCCUCAUCUCUCAUUGGUCUAAGCAGGUGAUUCUUCCAACAGCACAUUUAAAAGACAAAAAAAGCACAUUCUUGCUUAUCUGCUUUUGCUCAACAACAGCAACAUGGCCUGCAAUGUGUCUGUAAAAUCAAGUCAGUUUGAAACCUGUUUUCGGCUUAUUGGAAAGAGUAUGACGGCAUGUUGUUGGCAUGUCAGGUUGUGUAGUGUCCUGGUCCUGAAUACAUAUCUAUCUAUCACUCUUUGAAGGCCAAAUCUUAGACAUAUGCAACUGUUAUACAUAACCAGGUGAACUGUUUUGACUCUGUGCUCUAACAAACUGAAUGCCUUAAUUAAUACAUCUAUCCCUGAUGGUCACCUCGAGAUGGACAGCAGUAUUCAAUCGUGGUGCUUUGCUUUCAUCACCAUCGCCUCAGAGCAGACGAGUGCGAGGACAUUCACUUGUCCCUCCCUCACAUGGUUCUGGGGUCACAUGGUUCCGGGGUGAUUUUAAAUGUCAUCUAACUAUAUUUGACAGAUAACUAUGUUGCAGGUAGGGUAGAUGGCGAUGAUCAGGGUUUCUUUGUCAAGUGAGAAAAUAUAGGUUUGAACAGAGCAGAACACAGAAACACAAUUAUUUCCUAUGGUUAAUAUCUUUCAUUAUCAUUCACGGCAAAAUCUGUGCAAAAUUACAAACGCUGUCAUACUCAUUACUAAAACAGGAGGGAAAAUCAGUACAUACUAAUCUCAGCUUCUGUGGUACUAGUUCAUUGGUUUGUUGCAGGCAGCAUACAUUAUAUUUAUUUGACUGAACAUAUAUUUGAAAUAUAACUACCUGUUUUGAAGAAAUAAGGCCAUGACAAUACUACUUUCAUAUAAAUCAGGUAUUACUAAGAAAGUUAUUUUGUAUGAAUAAUGCUUGAGCAACUGCUAUUUGCUUAUAGCUUAGAUAUUUCUCAACUUCUAUUUUUAAGAUGGUGAGGUAUCAUCUAAUAUAUUCCACGCAAUUAUCCAAUAUAGUUACUGUGCUCAAUUCUUUAUGUAGAUAUUGAUUUCAGUUUUAUCUACACUAGUUGCAUGGUAUAUCUUAUAUGCUGAACCAAAUAUUUUACGGUAAUCUUGCAUAUUGACUGUCUGGUUAGGGGUCAGAGCAUAAAAGUGCUUAAAAGAAUGAACAUGUAGAUAUUUUCCUCAAUAUGUUGGCCAUGUAACAUUGCAGAUCAUUUAGGUGCUUUUGAAUGUAGACGUUUUACAAAGCUACUCUCUCAUUCCUUGCAAAAACAUGUUUUUAGACCUACACCAAGAUGGGUGAGUGAACGGGUGAGUUCUCUGUUGCACCCCACAAACCAUUGUAAUCAGACACAGGUUAACAAUCUUACAUCUAUUGUAGCUGCCAAUGGUGCUGUCCACUUUUUGACUGGUAAUAUUGCUUUGCUCAUCUUCGGUUUAGUUAAUGACAAUUCAGACACAGCAUAAAAUGGAUGAUAAAUCUAUUUGCUCAUCAGCAAUGAUCAAGGGCCAUUUCCCAGUUCAGAGUCAUACAUAUAGGAAGAUAAACGUAUGAAAAUAAUGAAAUUGUAAAGUAGCGUGGGUUACAUUAGUGUUUUCAAAGAUACAUCUGGCCAUACUGACUGAUGCUGAAACAAUGUAGGAGAAUGUCUCUGUUUUGGUCUCUUCACAUUAAUAAUGUAUAAUCUCUUGAUCAUAAGUCACCUGUAUAUAAACUGUGAAAUUAAUGUUCAAUUGCUUUCUUUGUACAAUAGUUAUCACAAGAGAAAUAAAUUUAGCAAACUAUUAAAGGUUAUUAUUAAGCAAAGUGGAACUAAACCACCAUGAUUACGUUAAAACAUGGUACUUUUUUGUUGUUUUGCUUUAGCAUCAAACUGUUAAUCAAAUCAAUGACAUCAAACUAAGUCCAAAGUUCAUCUGAUGACAUCAAACUAUUAAUGAGUCCAAAGUUCAUCUGAUGACAUCAAACUAUUAAUGAAC